Messenger RNA from Danio aesculapii, 5697 nucleotides. Its product is annotated as misshapen-like kinase 1. The record is from RefSeq and is a predicted model, not a curated record. Bases 87 to 3578 code for a protein of 1163 amino acids. Lineage: Eukaryota; Metazoa; Chordata; Actinopteri; Cypriniformes; Danionidae. Gene Ontology annotation, biological process: protein phosphorylation. Gene Ontology annotation, molecular function: ATP binding; protein kinase activity. The transcript has 32 exons.
UCGAGGAGCUGAAGAUGGGCAGACAUACUGUUCCUCAAACCAUGAUCAGUUAAGAAACUGUGAUAUUGGUAGAAGAGCUCAUUAAAAUGGCGAGAGACUUCACUACAACAAGUCUGAGCAACAUCGACCUCGCCUCUUUACGGGAUCCUGCGGGGAUAUUCGAGCUCAUAGAGGUGGUCGGCAAUGGGACCUAUGGACAAGUUUACAAGGGUCGACAUGUGAAAACAGGACAGCUGGCAGCGAUCAAGGUCAUGGACGUGACAGAGGAUGAGGAAGAUGAAAUCAAACUGGAGAUUAACAUGUUGAAAACUCAUUCCCAUCACAGGAACAUUGCCACAUAUUAUGGUGCUUUUGUCAAGAAAAGUCCUGCAGGUCAGGAUGACCAGCUUUGGCUGGUGAUGGAGUACUGUGGUGCUGGGUCAGUCACAGACCUGCUGAAGAAGACCAAAGGGAACUGCCUUAAGGAGGAUUGGAUCGCUUACAUCUGCAGAGAGGUUCUCAGAGGUCUGUUACACUUGCACUCGCAUCACGUGAUUCACCGAGACAUCAAAGGACAAAAUGUGCUUCUGACAGAGAACGCUGAGAUUAAACUGGUGGAUUUUGGUGUCAGUGCUCAGUUAGACAGGACGAUUGGAAGAAGAAACACAUUUAUCGGGACGCCAUAUUGGAUGGCGCCAGAAGUGAUAGCAUGUGAUGAAAACCCAGACUCAACAUAUGACUAUAGGAGUGAUGUGUGGUCUCUGGGUAUUACUGCUUUGGAGAUGGCAGAGGGAGUGCCACCCUUGUGUGAUAUGCAUCCAAUGAGAGCACUGUUUCUCAUUCCACGAAACCCUCCUCCCAAACUAAAGUCUAAGAAAUGGUCCAAAAAGUUUCAGACUUUUGUGGACAGUUGUCUGGUGAAGAACUACCUCCACAGGCCAUCUACAGAGACCCUCUUACGCCAUUCCUUUAUUAAAGACCUUCCCAAUGAACGACAAGUACGAAUCACACUCAAAGAUCAUCUGGACAGAACCAGGAAGAGGAGACAAGAGAAAGAUGGGAAGGAAUAUGAAUAUAGUGGAAGUGAAGAUGAAGACGAUGGUAUAAAUGAAGAAGAAGGUGAACCCAGCUCUAUAGUGAACCUUCCCGGAGAGUCCAUGCUAAGACGAGAGUUCCUGCGACUGCAGCAGGAGACGAACUCCCAAACGCAACUAAUCCAGCAAGUACACAAUCAAGACAACUACAAGAAACAACUGCUGGCUGACAGACAGAAGAGAAUCCAACAACAGCAGGAGGAACGACGACGCUUCGAAGACCAUCAGGAAAGGCUGUUACACGAGACUGGAGUCCAGUGGCCUGAGCUUCAGGAGAUGUUAUGGCAAGAAGAGACUGACCUUACUGAGAAAAGCAAAAGACAUCACAAAAAACAGCCUAAAGACAGUGAACAGCACAGGACUGAUGUUGAAUCUGCAUCUCCAAAUCUUUUCGAUGAGCAGGCUCAAGGCAGAAAAGCCCAGCGUACACUUCCCCGAGAUCAGUCACAGCUGCUGUUCCUCCAGCAUGACCACACACACCAGCAGAAAAGCAACAGAGCCACACCACAUGACGGGCUGGCAGGUAAACUGGAGUCCCUGGACACCCAUCUUGUGAAUCUGAAUAAUCUUGCUGUCAGGAUUCCUCAUGUUCAGUCCCGUCUGGGAUCAGGAAGUAACUCCAGUCCCUGCACUCCAGCGCUCCAGAGAGCUGUGAAACAGCCGAACAUGAACGUGUGUUCCAGUCAAGAGAUUCAUCACAGCAGCUCGAUGUCAGACGUUAACGCUCCUCUCUCUCCAACACUCGAUGAUGUCUUCUUUACCCCUGAUGAUCAACCACCAAAGAUUCCAGAACGAACAACAUCAAAAUUCAAAGAUGUCAUGGGCCAUCACAGAUAUGGAUCCAGCGGGGAUCGUCAGUCAGCUAUGGACAAUGCUGUCAAAAUGUUCUUCUCCAACAGCUCAACAAGCAGCUCACAGUCAGGUUACUGUGUUCUGGAUAAUCCAGCUCAUCCAAACAGAAACUCUCCUGGAGCAUCACCACAGAACCAGGGUUUGGGUACAAAGUCUCACUUCAGCCCAUUAAUGAAGCUUGCAGAAUAUUCUUCAUCCAGUGAUGAAGAUGAUGAGAAGAUGAGGUCUCCAUUGAGCAAUGGAAGGCCUGUGUUUUCCAGAGGGCAGACUAAUGAAAUCGUUCUUCAGCCUCAUCUCAAUGUAAAACAGCAGCAGCAGAGUGCAGCAAAGCCAACACAUAACGUAUAUCAGAGGCCUUCUGGUUCACAAUCUAGCGAUAACUACCAUCUGCCAGACCUCCUGCACAAAAGCCCCACACAUGAGCUGAGCUACCACCAGACCCCUACACACAGCUCCAGAGACAAACUUCUCAAUAACCAGCCAGGAAAAAGUGUGUCGUCUUCAUCUUCCUCAUUCUCACCUUUCAUUGACCCUCGUUUGCUUCAGAUUUCUCCACCUCUGAGUCCGCAGGGAUACGGCCAGCUGAAUGGCAGGUGUGAGCCAUGCAUUAGACAGCCUCACAGGAAGGGCUCAGUGGUGAACGUCAACCCCACCAACAUUCGGCCACAGAGUGACGCCCCAGAGAUUCGCAAAUAUAAAAAGAAGUUCAACGCUGAGAUCCUCUGUGCUAGUCUGUGGGGUGUGAAUUUGUUGGUGGGUACGGAGAAUGGCCUGUGGCUGCUGGACCGCAGUGGUCAGGGUAAAGUUUACUCUCUUAUCAGUCGCAGACGCUUCCAACAGAUGGACGUACUGGAGGGCCUCAAUGUACUCAUUACUAUAUCAGGUAAGAAAAACAAGCUGAGGCUGUACUACCUGUCCUGGUUGAGGAAUAAGAUCCUGCAUAAUGAUCCAGAGGUGGAAAAGAAACAGGGCUGGACCUCUGUAGGGGACCUGGAGGGAUGUGUCAGCUACAAAGUAGUUCGCUAUGAAAAAAUCAAGUUCCUGGUCAUCGCUUUGAGGAACGCUGUGGAGGUCUACGCUUGGGCUCCAAAGCCAUAUCACAAGUUCAUGGCUUUCAAAUCCUUCAGCUCCCUGCCACAGAAGCCCCUUUCCGUGGACCUGACGGUGGAGAAUGGACAGAGGUUAAAGGUCAUCUAUGGGUCUCACAAUGGUUUUCAUGCUAUUGAUGUGGACUCAGGGACUCCUUUUGAUCUGUACCUGCCCAGUCAUAUUCAAGGUUUGAUUCGGCCUCAUGCCAUCAUCAUCCUCCCCAGCAGCAGUGGGAUGGAGCUGUUGCUGUGUUACGAGGACGAGGGCGUCUAUAUUGACACCUAUGGCCGCAUCACCAAGGAGACGGUGCUGCAGUGGGGGGAGAUGCCCGCCUCUGUUGCUUACCUUCAGGCAAAUCAGGUGAUGGGAUGGGGAGAGAAAGCCAUUGAACUGAGAUCUGCCAAGACUGGGAGUCUGGAGGGAGUCUUCAUGCACAAAAAGGCUCAGAAGCUCAAGUUCCUGUGUGAAAGAAAUGAUAAAGUGUUUUUUGCUUCUGUCCAGUCUGGAGGCAGCAGUCAGAUCUACUUCAUGACAUUAGGACAGAACUCCCUCUUCAGCUGGUGAUCUGUGCCUUUCAUUACUCACUAAAGACUGUGUAUCACAUCCCUGCAAAUAGGGUUGAACAUGUAAACAUUUUCAUGGAAAGAUACAUAUGUAUACACAUAUAAUAUGAUUAAUACCUGUAAAAUACGUGAUUUAUUCUGUCUGACAGUGUCAGCAUGUGUUGUCUUGUUCUGCGCUUUAAAAUCCAAAACAAGGACUUUGUUUUGGGAAUAAUUUGAUUACUUUAUUUCUGUUCAUUUCAAAUGUUAAAUGAAAAACUUGAUUUUUUUUGUAGUCCUAAUACUUAAUUAUUUUAUUCUAUAAUAAUAAUAAUAACCAUGGCUGGUACACGGUUUGGUGUAAAACCGAUACUGAGAGCUAGUAAAUGAAUGACUAACUGUUGUACUAUUAUACAGUCCAAUAUUGUAGCAUGUUGUUCUGGAGGAGAAAUGGCAAUAUGAAGAAAUGAAAUGAUACAAUAACUCUGCACUUUCACCUUGACGUUUAGGGACUUUUCAGGUAAAUCAAUUGAAUAGUAAGUUACUUUAUUUUCUUUCUUUAUUAUAGCCUUAGACAUGCUAAACAUAACUAUACAACAAACAUAAACAUUAAUAAACGUUUUUUUAACCCAUUGGUUACAAGUCUUUUGCAUGCAGACUUAACAUUAUAGAAGUCUGAAUAUCAUUAAUUUCUAUAAUCUGCUGGUUUUUGUUUUAAAUCUUAUCAGCACAAUCAAGAAAAUCGAACCUGAGAACGUAUAGCCAUUCAUUUUUACAUGUUUUAUAGAUGACCGUUUUAGUUUAGAUUCUGUCACAGAAGAUUAGAUUUCUGGCACAGUUUAGUCGUGCUGUUCACACAAAAUUAGACACUUAAAUAUUUAGAGUUUCUUCGCUUCAUUGAAAUGUAAAAUAAACUUCACAACUGAUGCGAAAUGCUCCAGUUUGUUGCAAAAUGGCUGAGAUGGGUUUUGUUGAGAGAGCAGCUGUGCUUUAUGUGUUAUGGAAGGCUGAAAACAGCAUGGACUCGUUGAAAUCCAGCUGUGCCUGGAUACGGCCGCUACCAGAUCUGGCUCCUUAUGGCUAACAUGGUAAACAUUUUUACCAGUGUUCAGUUUUUCCAACUCGAGCGAUUCACAUGUUAAUUAGCCGUGUCGUGCACGAAUCGCAUCAUUUGUGUCGCCUUAUUCAUGUGAAUCUCGCCACAGGAUGUCUGUUGCGUGUUUAUAUUGACUUAAACGGUAUUGCACACUGAAUCAGAAAUUUUCGUCCAUAUUUUGUCACAUGUCAAAAAAUAAAUUCGACCUCGCUGUGUGGUUUUGACACACUGCUUCUGAAACUUUCCUCCGUCACAAAAUUUUUUUAUUAUGUUGAAUAAUGUAAGCGUUUUGAGAGGAUUUUUACCAAUUCAGGGUCCUCUUGCCAGCGAAAGGCGAAAUCCAAAAUGCUGUCGGAGAAACUGACUUUGGACACAAAAAGCUUUGGUGUGUGUGUGUAUCUGUCUGUGUUAAGGCUGAUUUAUACUUCUGCGUCGAGUGAUCGGUGUGACCCAUGGUGCCUGCCUUGCAGAAGUAUAAAUGCACGGCUAUGUGUGUGCUGUUUGUGUUGCUCUGCAAUAACAAUUCCAAAAUGCAAGCUGGCUGUAGGUUUUACAUUCCUCUGUGUCGAGUUUAUUUGCAGGUGUUUUGUUUUUUUCUGAAGGCUUCCUCAAUGUACAAGUAGCUCAAACUCCCUCAUUCAGAGGCGGGAACCGGCGACCACUAUGCGAUCUAUGCGAAGGCUGCACCGGAGCAUACGCGUGCGCUUGACCCAGAAGUAUAAAUCAGCCUAAAGUAUGGGAUAGACCCAAUAUUUUUUCUUUCGCAUUAGACUCUUUGAGCAAAGGUUUGUGUGUGUGUGAUGAAUUUUUCGGAUUUGAAUAGAAAAAAAACACAAUCAAAAAUUUCGGACUUCAGUGUGCAAAGAUAUUAAGGCUUCAUCCACAUCUGGUGUGAACGCACCAUUAGUUCCACAAGGUACAUUUGAGCUCAAGUUCAUAAACAUACCCAUAAUAAUUAUAAUAACGUAUUGGUACAGUUAAAUGCAAAAUUAUUAGCCCUCGUGUGACAUUUUAAUUACUUUUAAAAUAUUCUCCAAGUGAUGUU